UCUGCUCUCUCCUCUCCCCUGCCAUGGCCGCCGCCGCCGCCGUCGCGGCCCACUUCUUUCCUAUUCCUCCCUCCCCUCCCUUCCUCCUUACCCGUAUACGAAACCCGACCCGUCGGCCUCCGUUCCCCGCCAACGUCUCGCAGACUGAGCGCGGCGUCGAGUUCGAGACCGGCGAUUCCUUCUUCCGCAGCGAGAGCGCCGUGGGCCGCGACCUUGGCGUCCUCUCCGCCGCCCUUCACCGCCAGUCCCUCUGCAGCGGUAGUGGCCUCCGUGUCAUCGAUGCAAUGUGCGGCUGCGGCAUCCGCGCUCUCCGUUACCUGGCCCAGGCCGGCGCCGACUUCGUCUGGGCCAACGACGCCUCCGAGGACUGCCGGCCCCUCAUCCUCUCCAAUCUAUCCCGCCACCCCCGCGUGUCUCCAGGCGGCGACCGCUGCUGGGUCGUCAGCCACCUCGACGCCAACAGGGUCCUGGCCGAGAACUACCUCCGCAGGGAGUUCUUCGAUUUUGUGGACGUUGAUUCCUUCGGGAGCGACUCCUCGUUCAUGGGGAUGGCUGUUGCCACUGUCAGGAAGGGAGGAUUGCUGUACAUCACCUCCACCGAUGGGCAUUCCUCAGGAGGGCAUCGACCUCACUGGUAAAACUUGACCUAUGCUAUUAGUGGCCAAGUAGUUCAAUUCAUCUUUACAUUUUCUUUUGC
Molecule: messenger RNA, 697 nt
Organism: Zingiber officinale
Lineage: Eukaryota; Viridiplantae; Streptophyta; Magnoliopsida; Zingiberales; Zingiberaceae
Product: tRNA (guanine(26)-N(2))-dimethyltransferase-like
Exons: 1
Coding region: 24-638 (204 amino acids)
Biological process (GO): tRNA N2-guanine methylation
Cellular component (GO): nucleus
Molecular function (GO): RNA binding
Source: RefSeq, a predicted model, not a curated record